Budorcas taxicolor (takin) is the source of this 2307-nucleotide messenger RNA. RefSeq names its product SH2B adaptor protein 2 (gene SH2B2). Lineage: Eukaryota; Metazoa; Chordata; Mammalia; Artiodactyla; Bovidae. Gene Ontology annotation, biological process: intracellular signal transduction; antigen receptor-mediated signaling pathway. Gene Ontology annotation, cellular component: plasma membrane. The record is from RefSeq and is a predicted model, not a curated record. Gene Ontology annotation, molecular function: transmembrane receptor protein tyrosine kinase adaptor activity.
AGGAGGAGUGGUUUUCUUGGCAAGUUUCAAGGGUAGAGCCAAGAGGAUUGCGCAUGACUUUUUCCUGUCCUCCAAACUUCAGUGACCCGAGGGUCACUGGAGGCUCAUUAGGGACCCCACUUGAAAGUACCUGUCAUCCCAGCCUCCUGCCCCAGACCCAAGAAUGACUUUGGGGUUCCCUGAGACUGCUGUUUCAAGAGAGAGUGAAUGGAGGGGGGCGGGGUCCCCCUCCCUCCUGCAGACACAUGUCCCACCUCCCCGUUUGUCCUCACACACUGGCGCGCCGAGAAAGGCGGCUGCACACAGUCCCAGGGAAGCGGGAGCGGGUGGGCGCUCCGAUCCAGGGGUGGGGAGUUGACUCACCGGCUGCUCUCGCCCGCAGCCUCCGGGGGCUGCGAUGGGACGGGAGCCAUGAAUGGUGCCGCCCCGGUCCCGGUCCCGGUGCCGGUCCCGGACUGGCGGCAGUUCUGCGAGCUGCACGCGCAGGCGGCCGCCGUGGACUUCGCGCACAAGUUCUGCCGCUUCCUGCGGGACAACCCAGCCUACGACACGCCCGACGCCGGCGCCUCCUUCUCCCGCCACUUCGCCGCCAACUUCCUGGACGUGUUCAGCGAGGAGGUGCGCCGCGUGCUGGUGGCCGGGCCGGCGCCGCCGCGAGGGGCGGCUGAGCCCGCGGACGCCAUGGAGCCCGGGCCCGCGGGGCCCCCGGCACUCAAGGCCGCGCCCUACGGCCACUCGCGGAGCUCGGAGGACGUGUCGGCGACCGCGGCGGCCAAGGCCCGCGUCCGCAAGGGCUUCUCGCUGCGCAACAUGAGCCUGUGCGUGGUGGACGGCGUGCGCGACAUGUGGCACCGGCGCGCCUCCCCCGAGCCCGACGCCGCCCCGCGCGCCGCCGAGCCCCCGGCCGAGCCGCGCGACAAGUGGAUGCGGCGCCUGCGGCUGUCGCGGACGCUGGCAGCCAAGGUGGAGCUGGUGGACAUCCAGCGCGAGGGCGCGCUGCGCUUCAUGGUGGCCGACGACGCGGCCUCGGGCCCCGGGGGCGCCGCCCAGUGGCAGAAGUGUCGCCUGCUCCUGCGCAGGGCGGUGGCGGGCGAGCGCUUCCGCCUGGAGUUCUUCGUGCCGCCCAAGGCCUCCAGGCCCAAAGUCAGCAUCCCCCUGUCGGCCAUCAUUGAGGUCCGUACCACCAUGCCCCUGGAGAUGCCGGAGAAGGACAACACAUUCGUGCUCAAGGUGGAGAAUGGAGCAGAGUACAUCCUGGAGACCAUCGACUCCCUGCAGAAGCACUCAUGGGUGGCUGACAUCCAGGGCUGCGCAGACCCCGGGGACAGCGAGGAAGACGCGGAGCCGUCCUGUGCCCGGGGAGGCUGUCUGGCCAGCCGCGUGGCCUCCUGCAGCUGUGAGCUCCUGACGGAGGCAGUGGACCUGCCCCGGCCCCCAGAGACAACGGCAGCCGUGGUGACAGCCCCACACAGCCGCGCUCGAGAGGCCGUUGGCGAAUCCCUGGUCCACGUCCCGCUGGAGACCUUCCUGGAGACCCUGGAGUUCCCAGGCGGCAGCGGCAGCAACGACACAGCAGAGGAGGCAGCAGAGCCAGAGGCCCAGGCUGAGGCUGAGCUGGAGCUCUCCGACUACCCCUGGUUCCACGGGACGCUGUCGCGGGUCAAGGCGGCUCAGCUGGUGCUGGCGGGCGGGCCCCGGAACCAUGGCCUCUUCGUGAUCCGCCAGAGUGAGACCCGGCCCGGGGAGUAUGUGCUGACCUUCAACUUCCAGGGCAAGGCCAAGCACCUGCGCCUGUCCUUGAACGGCCACGGGCAGUGCCACGUGCAGCACCUGUGGUUCCAGUCUGUGCUCGACAUGCUCCGCCACUUCCACACCCACCCCAUCCCGCUGGAGUCCGGGGGCUCUGCCGACAUCACCCUACGCAGUUAUGUGCGGGCCCAGGGCCCCCCACCCGGUCACCCGUUCCUGGGGCGCUGGCCCCUGCCUGCACACUGCUGGGGGGUGGGGGCGGCCCUGACGCCCGUGGUCUCCCUUUGCAGACCCGGGACCCUCGCCCAGUGCCGCGCCCCCGCCGCCCGCCUGCUGGAGCGAGCCGGCCGGCCAGCACUACUUCUCCAGCCUCGCCGCGGCUGCCUGCCCCCCCGCCUCGCCCUCGGAGGCCGGCGGCGCCUCGUCCUCGUCCGCCUCGUCGUCUUCGGCCGCGUCGGUGCCCGGCGCCCCUCGCCCCCCCGCCGAGGGCCCGCUGAGCGCCCGCAGCCGCAGCAACAGCGCCGAGCGCCUGCUGGAGGCGGCGGGCGGGGGAGCUGA